AUGCAGAAAGAAACAAUAACUGAAAGUUAUUCCCUACCAGGUAACAAAGAUGAAUCUUCAGCUCCGGAAAUCGUUUUUAUACCGGUGGAUUUAAGUGAUCUGAAAUCACAUCCUGAUUUAAUAGCAGAUGAAGUUAUAAAUACCGUCAACGAAAUUAAAAAACAUACUUCACCAGUGUCUGAAAGUAGUACAAGUACUACAGUUGCUAUUGCCAGCACUUCUACUAAUGAUUCAAUUUCUUCUACUAUUUCUUCGGUAACCACUACAGCUUCUAUAAAUACUACGCCAAUACUGAUGGAACCAGAAAUAAAAAUUACUGCUAAAGGUGAGCAUUCUCCUUCAAGUAAAAACAGCAGUAAAUCCAGCCAAAAUUCAGAUGAUGAUGUUGAAAACGUAAUUUACCACACGUCUAACUAUGUUUUAAAUAAUUCUAAUAACAAUUUAACAACUGAAACAUCUACAAAUAUUGCUAUUAGUUCCGAUAAUAACUCUUCAUCAGAAAUAUUGUUUAUACCGGUCAAUCUAGAGGAGCUGAAAUCACAUCCAAACUUGAUAGCAAAUGAGGUGAAGAAUAUUAUCGAUAACAUUAAUAGGCAUACGUCAAAAAUGGAUAUGACUACUACAACUACAGCUACUGUUUUAACUACUAUUACCCCGGCUACUACUAGUACAACGACCACAACUACUACUCCGGUGAUCAAAGCCAGCGUAAAUAAUCAAAACCCAAAGACUGACGAAACUACUGAACAAUCAGAAGCAACUCUCAAAGUCCAUGAUAUGAUAUUUUUACCAGUUAAUUUAGCUGAUUUAAAGUCACACCCUAACGCUAUAGAAGAUGAAAUCAAGGAUGUCGUAAAUCUAAUUAAUAAUAACGCAAAUAAUAAGACGAAAAAUGAAACAACGGUAAACCCUUCGCCAAAGCUUAAAAAAGUCGUUCCAAAUACAACGCCUCGAGAAUAUAACACAAUUACGAGCACUUCAGAACCCUUAAGUAAACAUAAGUCAAAUCCUGAGACGAUAGUUCCCGUUGGAAGUUCUGAAAAACAAAUAUCACCGGAAAUUAUUUUUAUACCAGUGAAUUUGAAAGACUUUGAAUCACAUCCUAAUGAUAUAAAUGGUGAAAUUCAUGAUAUAGUGAAUAAUAUGAAUGAAUCUAAGUCAAGCGAUGAGACAAACCUAACAGAUAAAAGCCUGACAACAAUGAAUAAAGAUUACACAACAGAAAGUCCAAAAAACCUACUUCCGAUACAACAAGAUGAUAAACCAAUGAAAAUCGGUUCCAAGAAUGUCAUGGCAAAUGAAAACUCGUUACCUGAAAGUGAUAUGGUUACGGAAAGGUUUUCAACUCCAGCCGAUUUACAGUCAUCGGCAAUUUCUUUAGAUGACCUAACAACUGAAAAUUCUCAUAGUAAACAAAAUGUUACAGUCGAAAAAUCCCCCGAAGUUGUCUUCAUUCCUAUAAAUUUGAAUGAUCUUGAAUCAAAUCCUGCAAUUGCAGAUGAAGUACGAGAUAUUGUUGAUUUUAUGAAUAAGCUACACCCACACGAUAACAAGGUUACAUCAUCACCAAAUCCUCAAAAAAAUACACCACAAGAAAGUGUUUCAACAAAAUCUACAGAUAAAGUAACUGAUACUACUUCAGCCAUGCCAACAUCGAAAAUUUUGUCAACUACUUCUACAACUGAAAAUUCUGUUACAAAAUAUUCGCAAAACUUAGAAACAGACCUAACAACCGAAUCUCCCGUAAAAUCUACAAGUGAUGCCAGUCUUACAACGAGCAAGGAAGAUCACAUAACUACAGAGAGCUUACAGCGAGAAAUUGUCUUCAUACCUAUUAAACUCGAAGAACUUAAAUCAAAUCCUGAUUUAGUAGCGGAUGAAGUAAAAGGUAUCGUUAAUUAUAUGAAUGAAAAAGACAAAACUAACAACAAUACGACUGAACAAUAUACCACCGAGAAGGAAAUUGUAACAAUCAAAACUACAUCGGAGUCACCCGCUUAUACAACAACAUUAAAAACUUCUGCAAUUACCGAAACUACUGAGAAUAUCGUGACACCAAAAUAUAUAAUUAUCGAACCAAUAGAAGUAACUGCUCUGAAAGAUGAAGAUGAAAAUGACAUAUAUGUGGGAAAUAUUUUAAGUAGACGAAAUGUUACCAACAAGCAAAACGACAGUGAAAAAAAUAAAGGUGCGAAUAAAAGCGGAAAAUCAAAUUCAAUAACCGAUGACAUUUCGGAUGUUAUUUAUGUUAUUAAGAAAAACAAGAAUAACACGUAA
Messenger RNA from Pieris brassicae (large cabbage white), 2277 nucleotides. RefSeq lists its product as uncharacterized. Bases 1 to 2277 code for a protein of 758 amino acids. NCBI's taxonomy places the organism in Eukaryota, Metazoa, Arthropoda, Insecta, Lepidoptera, Pieridae. The record is from RefSeq and is a predicted model, not a curated record. The transcript has a single exon.